AUGGUCAAUCGGAUCCAGCUGGCCGUGCCGACCCAUCUAUUAUCCGCCGCCGCCACUGCUCCUGUCUCUUCCCCUUCUCUCCACAACCCAAGACCCGACGCUGCCGCAGAAGCAGUAGCAGCAGAACAAGAAACAGUAGCUGGUCAUCAGACCCAGCAAUCGCAACCGCAUCCGCAGCAGCAGCAGCAGAACACAAAGAGGAAAGAAAUGUCCGCCGAAGGCCUGAAAACGAUGAGUGAUCUGGCGGACGCGGCGGACAAGUCCCGCCAGAAGAGCUGCAACGCCUGCGUCCGGAGCAAGCGCCGCUGCGACAAGCGGACCCCGCGCUGCACCCGCUGUAGCGAGAAGAACUUUUCGUGCGUGUACCAGAACCUGCCGCCCGCCUCUGCCAAUGGAAAUGGUAAUGGUGGUAGUGGUGGUGUUGGAGUUGGAAGCCUCGGCGGCCGGGGCGACUCCUCUUCCUCCGCCGGGGGUAUGAUCAGUAACCCAGACGACACCCUCCAGGCCAUGGACAUCGAGGAGGACUGCGGUAACAUCAACGAUGACCUUCCUCCCUUUGACUUUAACACACUCACCGAUCAUCAUCUCCAACACCAACAACAUCAACAACAUCAUCAUCACCAACCUCAGCUCCAGCAGCAGCCCACGCCCGCGUCGUCGUCAUCCUACCUCGACGGCGGUCUACCGACAAUAGUGAUGACGGAGGACAUCCACAGCGGCAUCGGCAGCGGCAACAACAGCGGGAGCAACAUCGACAACGCCACGUCGGUGCCGUCGACGUCGUCGCUGAACCUCGACUUGAAUGCCGCCAACGCGCCGUUCGACUUCAACUCGGUCAUGGAUUUCCUGAACGCGGACCCGACGGCCGGCGGCGAGCUCCAGCUUUGGGAGACGCCGUUGACGCCCAUCGUUCAGAAGACUAUGCUGCCUGAGAUUAACCAGCUGAGUCCGUGUGACUGGGAAAACGAGAUGGGGGAGGCAUGUGGCGGCUUCCAACCAUGGCAAAUCCACGAACCAAACUCCCGCAUCGGCCACCUCGUCAAUGUUGUCAAGAACAUGCACGUCGUAUUCGCCCAGACCAAGCAGACCCCCUUCCUCCACCGGCACCUCUACCGCGGCGUCCGCGAGACGCCCAGGCCCCUGAUGGCGGCCUACACCGCCAUCUCGGCGCACGUGGGCAUGACGGAGUCCAAUAAGGACUGGGUGAUCCGCGCCCUCUGCGAGGGCGCCAAUGAGAUUCUCAAAAGCGGUGGUGGCAGUAGCACUGUCAACGCCAAGGACUCCUCGACGACGACGACGACAGCAGCAGCGGGGAGCAACAUCACGGGCCACGAGAAGCUCGCGAGGGCGCAGGCCCUGUUCCUGAUUCAAACGGUGCGGUGCUUUGAUGGCGACAUAGCGCUACGGGCGCAGGCGGAGCGGGACAUGGGCGUCUUCGAGAAGUGGUUAAAGGACCUCGAGGGGUUGAGGGACAACUUUGACGAGGUUCAUCUGCUAGACGACGGCGCGUUGCGCGGGAGGCCGCCGCGGUCCUGGGAGAUGCUCAAGAGUGCUGGUGAUUUUGAUCCUGACCUCGGUCCGUGGCUGAUCCCGCACCGCUGGACCUUCUCGAGGCACCUCUGGGACGCUCAGUCUUCGCCGGCUUUCUUCACUGCGUGGCGCGAAAAGCCCAUGUUUUUGGUCAACAGUUUCUUCGUGCAGGGCGUCGCCAAGAUAAUGCGGCCGGCAGAUGUAGACGAUUUCGCGAGAAUGUUUCUCACCAUGAAUGUUGGUGUUGAGGAGAUGAAGCAUUUUAUGCUCGAAGUAGAGGCACGGGCAGUUGUUCAGUCGGACACGUUGCCAGGCUUCUCAAAGGGCAUGUUUCUCUCUUCCGAUGCUGAACGUAUGUCAGGAAUUCAAAGACACCGACUGUCUGAGGCAUACACAAUGAGGUCCAUGAAAGACAAAGUAAGAUUCAUUGAAUACAAGAAGAAGGCAACAUUGCAAUAUCUCGCAGAUGUAUUCACCAUCCACGUUCAACCCACUCCAAUCCAAAACAUAAUCACCCAGCAUAACCAAAUCUCCAAGAUCUCCUCCGCCGGAUUUCUCACAUCCAUAAAAUCCAUACCAAAGCAUUUCGAUUUCUCAAAGUUCAAAGCAAACAUGUCAGGCAAGAAGACAACCCCCAUCUACUACCACGAUCCCACCAACCCCCCUUGGCAGGAUCCGGCCAAGUGCAAAGGCACCCUGAGCCACGGAGGCACCAAGGCCAACAACUGGGGAGGCGCCUCUGGGGGCAGUAGCGGCGGAGGCAGCAGCAGCAACAGCGGUGGCGGCAGCGGUGGUGGCAACAACAGCGGCGGAGGGACCAAGAAAAGAGGUUCCAAAGCCCUGAAUAGUAGUCGCAUUGACAGCAGUCUCAAGAUACCCCCUUGCCAGAUGGAUGUUCUCGUCAAAGGCGUCGUCUCAUUCAUUCUUUUCCACCCGCUAUAA
Molecule: messenger RNA, 2472 nt
Organism: Colletotrichum lupini
Lineage: Eukaryota; Fungi; Ascomycota; Sordariomycetes; Glomerellales; Glomerellaceae
Exons: 12
Coding region: 1-2472 (823 amino acids)
Biological process (GO): regulation of DNA-templated transcription
Molecular function (GO): DNA-binding transcription factor activity, RNA polymerase II-specific; zinc ion binding
Source: RefSeq, a predicted model, not a curated record